UGACGCGUGGACGCAGCCUGUGUGUGCGGAAGUAAUGGUCGUGGUGUGUGUUUGUGUAUGUGGAGCAGCCGGACGCGUCGCAUGAACCCGCGUGAGGGUGUGUCAGGAUGUUGGAGUCGUAUGUGUCUCCUCUGCUGAUGAGUUAUGUGAACCGCUACAUAAAGAACCUGAAGCCGUCAGACCUGCAGCUGUCACUAUGGGGCGGCGACGUGGUGCUGAGCAAACUGGACCUGCGGCUGGACGUGCUGGAGCAGGAGCUGAAGCUGCCCUUCACCUUCCUGAGCGGCCACAUCCACGAGCUGCGCAUCCAUGUGCCCUGGACCAAGCUGAGCUCAGAGCCGGUGGUCGUCACCAUCAACACCAUGGAGUGCAUCCUGAAGCUGCGGGACGGAGCCACGGUCAGUGUCAAGCCCACACUGUAGCUGUAGUAGCAUGUG
This is a messenger RNA of Danio rerio (zebrafish), 437 nucleotides long. The record is from RefSeq and is a predicted model, not a curated record. Lineage: Eukaryota; Metazoa; Chordata; Actinopteri; Cypriniformes; Danionidae.